AAUGUUUGCAUUUGUUUGCCUUUUUAAUUUUAAUAUAACAAAAUAAGUAACUGAGAACAAACACAUCUUGUUAAUAUAAUGUUAAUAAAUUGUUAUAUCUUACAAAGAUGAUACCAUUAUAUGUUAAAAAUGGUGUUGCUUAUGUAUGGAAUGCUGAAGAUUGGCUAACACUUCGUACAAAAACUCGGAUGAGUGGAGCUCUGAUAGGAACAGUUCCUUCAUUUCCUAGACAAAAUGAUUUUCAAGGUCUACCUUUGGCUCUUACGUCUGAAGAAUCAGCAUUAUUAGUUGAGAUUGGUAUUUGUGAAUUGCAUAUUGCAAAAAAUUUAAAUGAUAGUCCUGGAGAAGAGGAAAAACGUAAUAUAGAAACUUCAGAACAAAAGAUUCUAGAAGAGCAAAAUGAGGCAUUUAAGAAAAAGAAAACUGAACAACUAUCACAAAAAAUUGACAUUAUUGUAGCAGGAAAGAAACAAAAGUUACUGCAAAAAGGACUUUCUGAUGUGCACUUAGACAAAGAAACAUUAUUACAGGAAGAAAUUAAUAAGUUUCCUAGUUUGACAGUGUCACAAGCAUUGGUGCACUUACCCACACAACAUUCAAGGGAAUUAGUCACAGAAACAGUGUCAAUAGAUUGCUUGCAACCCAGUGUAAUGGAUAGAGAGGGUAGUAUCCGUUAUAAUAUAUUCAAGGAUCUAUGGUUAAAGGGGCAUUAUAUAACAAGUGGGUCUAAAUUUGGAUGUGACUAUUUACUAUAUCCAGGAGACCCAGUGCGAUUUCAUGCCACUUACAUGGUACGAUGUGUAUACGACACUUUAGCUCCAUUCCGACCGACAAACUUGGUGGCCUUUGGUCGACUAUCAGUAGCUGUUAAUAAAUUAGCUAUAUUAGCUUUCUGUAACAGCUUUGGGAAGAUCGAGUAUCAAACACUUCAAUGGCACGACAAUAUAAAUUGA
Molecule: messenger RNA, 953 nt
Organism: Papilio machaon (common yellow swallowtail)
Lineage: Eukaryota; Metazoa; Arthropoda; Insecta; Lepidoptera; Papilionidae
Gene: Tsen34
Product: tRNA-splicing endonuclease subunit Sen34
Exons: 7
Coding region: 108-953 (281 amino acids)
Biological process (GO): tRNA splicing, via endonucleolytic cleavage and ligation; tRNA-type intron splice site recognition and cleavage
Cellular component (GO): tRNA-intron endonuclease complex
Molecular function (GO): tRNA-intron lyase activity; nucleic acid binding
Source: RefSeq, a predicted model, not a curated record